CCGCUCUGGGUGCCCAGGUUACCUGCUGCAUUCCAUUCGCUGUGACACUACUGGGCACAGUUCUGCAUACCAGGACUCUGUAUAUCUCAGGAAUCUGUACAUUUGCAGAAGUAAGAAGAAAAUGACCACAUUUAAGGAGGCAGUGACGUUCAAGGAUGUGACUGUGGUAUUCACAGAGGAGGAGCUGGAGCUGUUGGACCUGUCCCAGAGGAAGCUGUACCGAGACGUGAUGCUGGAGAACUUCCGGAACCUGGUCUCAGUGGGAGGCAAGAUCCUAUAUGAGAUGGAGACUGUUCCAGAACCAGAACCACAUGAAGAACUUUCCUGCUGGCAAAUAUGGCAACAAAUUGCAAGUGACCUAAUCAGGAGUCAAGACAUGAUAAAGUGUUCUCAGUUCCCCAGAUAUGGUGAUUUGACCAGCCAGGUUGGGGCAGGACUAUAUAUAACUCACACAGGCCAGAAAUCUGACUGGGGAAAUGAAUGUAAAACAUUCUUUAGUGGUAGCUCCAACUUUUAUCUUCCUCAAAAAAUACACUCAGGAGAGAAGUCUCACACAUGUGGUGAGUGUGGAAAAAGCUUCUUCCAUAGCUCAGCACUCCGUAUUCAUCAGAGAGUUCACUUGGGAGAGAAAUGCUAUAAGUGUGAUAAGUGUGGUAAGGAAUUCAGUCAGAGUUCACGUCUGCAAACACAUCAGAAAGUCCACAGUGUAGAGAAGCCAUUCAAAUGUGAGCAGUGUGGGAAAGGCUUCAGUCGUAGGGCAACACUUAGUGACCAUUGCAAAUUACACUCGGGAGAGAAACCUUAUAAGUGUGAGGAGUGUGGGAGGGCCUUCAUUCAUGCUUACCACCUUCACAACCAUCAGAGAGUCCAUACUGGGGAAAAACCGUUCAAAUGUGAUAUAUGUGGGAAGAACUUCCGUCGUAGAUCAGCGCUUAAUAGUCAUUGUGUGGUCCACACGGGAGAGAAACCAUACAAAUGUGAAGAAUGUGGGAAGUGCUUCAGCUGGUGCUCACAUCUUCAUAUUCAUAAGAGUAUCCACACGGGACAGAAACCAUACAAAUGUGACCAGUGUGGAAAGAGCUUCUAUUCUAGGGCAGAUCUUUAUUACCAUCAGAGAAUUCACAGAGAUGAAAAACCCUAUAAUUGUGAGGUAUGUGGGAAGAGCUACAGAUGGGCCUCACAUCUUUUGGCCCAUCAACGAGUCCACAGUGGAGAAAAACCAUUCAAAUGUGAAGGGUGUGGGAAGAGAUUUGGUCGGAAAUCAUAUUUGCAAGCUCAUCAAAAAGUCCACGCCAGAGAAAAGCCAUACAAGUGUGAGGAGUGUGGGAAGGGCUACGAGACAAGCUUGGAUCUUGCUGUGCACCGGAGCAUCCACACGGGAGAGAAGCCAUAUACAUGCUGGGUGUGUGGUAAGCACUUAAGUAGGGCUUCACACCUUAAACUUCAUCAGAGAGUCCAUACUGGAGAGAAACCAUACAAAUGUGAUGUGUGUGGUAAGUUCUUUACUCAGUUUUCACAUCUACAGUCUCACCAGAAAGUUCACACAAGGGAGAAACCUUACAAAUGCGAGGUAUGUGGUAAGCACUUCAGGUCAAGUUCAUACUUUAAAAUUCAUAACAGAAGCCAUAUUGGUGAUAAAUUUCGUCCAUUCUCAGAGGAAGGAAAACGUUUGUUUCACUAAAGUGAAUAUUUCAGCCAUAGUGCAACAUAUCCAGUGAUUCUGGGAUCACACAAAUAGGGUAAGGGCGUGAGGGCAGGGAGUUUGUUUGCUGCUGAACCUACACAACCUUAACAUUGAUUAGUACUUUGUAUAUGUAUUCAGUACUCGUUUGUUUAAAUCAAUCAGGGGGAGAAAAUACAUAAUAUUUAAAAAGGAAAUCUGCAAAAAUAAACAAUUCAGAGAAACGAAUGAGUUGAAAUGCAGAAAUACACUAGGCACCGCAUGCCACAGUAUUAUUUUGUUAGUAUCCUUGCAGUUGGCUCCUGUCCUACCUUCUGGCUCUGUACUGAGGCUGGGUUUUUAUUUAUUUGCGUUUGUCUGGUGUUACAUUGGUAUAUAUAGUAUGAAUUCAUCUCAUUUUUUAUUUUUCUCACAAUGCAGACAAACAGUUUUAACUUUGCAAUAACUAGCUAUUGCACAUACCACAAUUGAAAUUUUCAGCAGUGUAAAGGCAAGGGUUCACAGUAACCCAUUACCAGUAUCAGAUUUAGUGCCAAUGAUAAAAGUUGUAUUAAUCUUGAAUUCAUUGAAUUUUAGACUUAUGUAUUUCCAUGCAGACUUUGAUAUGAUUGCCUUCUAAUUGUAGCAUUUCUUUUGUCAAACUUCUCUGGUAGGGGCUAUACCAAAUUUGAAGGAUGUUUAGUUCCUCAACUUCUUAUAUUCUUCCCUUAUCCUCAUGAAAUAAAUACCAGAAAAAUUUGUUGGGACUUUGUAAUUUCAUCAGAUGUAUUCAUUACUGAUGUGGGAAUGUCUACAUGCUUUUUUUGUAAAAUACAUCUUUAUUACAAGAGUGUGUAAGGUGCAACUCUUUGACUUAAAAAUCCUAGUAUGAGAAUUUAAGAUUAUGAGAUUCAAAUAAUGAAAAAUCAGUAAUGCUACAAUUUUUAGAAUGGAAAUAACAAGUGUUCAUCAAUAGGAACACCUGUUUCUUUGACACACUGUGACUAAUUUUAAAAUAAUGG
Molossus molossus (Pallas's mastiff bat) is the source of this 2682-nucleotide messenger RNA. Its product is annotated as zinc finger protein 234-like. Gene Ontology annotation, molecular function: RNA polymerase II cis-regulatory region sequence-specific DNA binding; DNA-binding transcription factor activity, RNA polymerase II-specific. Gene Ontology annotation, biological process: regulation of DNA-templated transcription. Lineage: Eukaryota; Metazoa; Chordata; Mammalia; Chiroptera; Molossidae. Bases 122 to 1681 code for a protein of 519 amino acids. The transcript has 4 exons. The record is from RefSeq and is a predicted model, not a curated record.